AUGGGGGAGCCACUGGCACGGGAGGCGGCGCGGGAAGCGGCGCGAGAGCGCAUUGAGAACCUGGAGCGCCCGCAGCUCGACGACCGCUCGUACCGCAUCGUCACACUGUCGAACAAGCUCGAGGUGCUGCUGAUCCAUGAGGCGGGGAGCGACAAGGCGGCCGCCGCCCUGGACGUCAACGUGGGCAGCUUCAGCGACGCAAAGGACAUGCCGGGCAUCGCCCACGCAGUCGAGCACCUGCUGUUCAUGGGCACCGAGAAAUACCCCAAGGAGAACGCCUACAACACGUAUCUGACCUCGCACGGCGGCUACUCGAACGCCUUCACCGCCGCCACCUCGACCAACUACUACUUCGAGCUCUCCUACCAGCCCGCGACCGACGACACCGACCUCGAGUCCAAGGACGAGUCGCCGCUGUGGGGCGGACUCGACCGCUUUGGCCAGUUCUUCAUUGCCCCGUUGUUCCUCGAGGACACGGUCGACCGCGAGAUCAAGGCCGUCGAUUCCGAGAACAAGAAGAACCUGCAGAACGACACAUGGCGCUUGCACCAGCUGAACAAAGCUCUUGCGAACCCAGAGCACCCGUACUGCCACUUCUCGACAGGAAGCUGGGUCACGCUGCACGACGACCCGAUUGCGCGAGGCGUCAAGAUUCGCGACAAGUUCAUGGAAUUCCACUCCAAGCACUACUCGGCGAACCAGAUGAAGCUGGUCGUGCUGGGCCGUGAAAGCUUGGACACCCUCGAGCAGUGGGUCGAGGACAUCUUUGCGCAGGUGCCCAACAAGGAUCUUCCAAAGAGGCGGUGGGACAUGCCAGUCUACACAGAGAGGGAGCUGCUUACACAGGUCUUCGCAAAGCCGGUCCUGGAGUCGAGAUCGCUCGAGCUUCAGUUCCUGUACCGCGACGAGGAGGAGCUCUACGAGUCACAUCCCUCGAGAUAUCUCAGCCACCUGCUGGGUCACGAGGGACCGGGCAGUAUCUUGGCAUACAUCAAGGAGAAGGGCUGGGCGAACGGACUGGGUGCGGGAGGUUCUACACUAUGUCCCGGCUCAGGCUUAUUCAGCGUCAACGUGAAGUUGACCGACGAGGGUCUGAAAAACUACAAGGAGAUCGCCAAGAUCAUCUUCCAGUAUAUCGCCUUGAUCCGCGAGCAGCCACCCCAGGAAUGGAUAGUGGACGAGCAGAAGCGCAUCAGCGAAGUCGACUUCCGUUUCAAGCAGAAGAGCCCACCAAGCCGGACAGCAAGCGGACUGGCUGGCGUCAUGCAAAAGCCGUACGAUCGUACGAAGCUGUUGAGUGGUCCAGCAGUCAUCAGCAAGUUCGACUCCAACCUCAUCAGCGAGGCCAUGUCAUACUUGCGACCGGACAACUUCAGGAUGACCAUUGUCAGCCAGAAUUUCCCAGGCGACUGGGACCGCAAGGAGAAGUGGUACGGCACCGAGCACAAGGUUGAGAAGAUCCCCGAGGACUUCCUCAAGGAGGUCAGGGAAGCGUUUGAGAGCGAGAACAGGCCGAAGGAGCUGCACCUCCCGCACCGCAACGAGUUCAUUCCCAGCCGACUGGAUGUCGAAAAGAAGGAGAUCGAGACACCUGCCAAGGAGCCGAAGCUGGUCAGACACGACGACAACGUUAAGAUCUGGUGGAAGAAGGACGAUCAGUUCUGGGUACCCAAGGCUAACGUUCACAUUUACUUCAAAACGCCUAUUACAUACGUUAGCGCGAGAGUAGUGCUCCUUUGUACACUCUUCCGCGAGCUCGUUAACGACGCGCUCGUCGAGUACUCAUACGAUGCCGAUAUCUCCGGCCUAGUAUACGACUUCAGUAAUCAUAUCAGCGGUCUUUCGAUCACUGUUAGUGGGUACAACGAUAAGCUGCACGUACUGCUCGAGAAGGUACUCCUGCAAGUACGCGAUCUUGAGGUACGCGAAGACCGCUUUGCCAUUAUUCACGACAGAAUGUCGCGCUCGCUGCGCAACUGGGAUAUCGGGCAGCCGUACGGUCAAGUUGGCACUUAUUCGCGCACAUUCAAGAGCGACAGGAGCUUUAUGAACGAGGACCUGACUAAAGAGCUGGACAAUGUGACAGCUAAGGAUGUGCAGGAGUUCUACCCUCAGAUCCUUGCGCAAUGCCAGAUCGAGGUUUUGGCUCACGGCAACUUGCGCAAGGAGGAGGCAUUGAAGAUUACAGACAAAGUGAUUGAGAUCGUAAAGCCCAGACAUCUGCCGGAUAGCCAGUUGCCCAUUCGACGGAACCUUAUUCUGCCUCCUGGGAGCAAUUACAUCUACGAGAAGCAACUGAGGGAUCCCGCAAAUGUGAACCACUGCAUUGAGUACAGCUUGUACGCUGGCAACCGUUACGACAACGACAUCCGGGCCAAGUUGCUCCUAAUCGGCCAGAUGACCGAUGAGCCGUGCUUCAACCAGCUACGAACCAUCGAGCAGCUCGGCUACGUCGUCUUCUCAAGCGCAGCCUUCCACGACACAUGGGCCGGCUACCGCAUCCUGAUCCAGAGUGAGAAGGACUGCAGGUACCUCGAGGGCCGCAUUGAGAACUUCCUCAACUCUUUCGAGAAGACGCUGCAAGAGAUGAGCGAAGAGGACUUCGAGGGCCACAAGCGAGCGAUCAUCAAUAAGCGUCUGGCGAAGCUGAAGAACCUAAGUCAAGAGGACAACAGGUUCUGGAAUCAUAUCUACAGUGACUCGUAUGAUUUCCUGCAAGCCGACACCGACGCUGAGUUCAUCGGCAAGCUCACCAAGAAGGACCUCGCAGAUUUCUACGCACACUAUAUAUCCACCGCCUCGCCGCAUCGCGCAAAGCUUUCAGUCCACCUGCAAGCGCAGUCCAAGCCCAAGGAGCCCACCCUCGACGAGAAGAAGCAAGCCGCCAUCGCCGCGCUUACCGUCAUCUUCAACGAGCACAAGAUUGAUGCCAAUGCGGAUGACGUGAAGAGCCGCAUUGAGGAUGUCACCUCUGCUGACGGCAUCCCCAGUGCCAUUGGAACUUACCUCAAUCAUUCCCUGUCGCUCGACAAGGAGACAACAGACAAGAUCCUCGACUCAACGAAGGCUGCGCUAGGUGUUGCCGACGCCGGGCUCCCCGCUGAGCCGGAGGUCAAGGCUGAUGCAGCGAGCCCUUCGGGUGCGGGCCAGCCCGUUCUCAUCAAGGAUGUGCACGCGUGGAAGGCUGGUAUGCAGGUUAGUGCUGGCGUCAAGCCGGUCAGGCCUUUGGAGGAGUUCGUCGAGAUCGCAGAGAGGCUUUAAGAUGGCCUCAAAGCACUGGAUACAGGAGUUUUUCUGUCGCAAGGUGCAAAUAGAACGGGAAGCAGUCUCGACGUACUCCCAGAUCGAAAAUUAGCGAUUAGGUAGAUGGCGUGGGUGGCUACCUGCUACCCAUUGUAC
This is a messenger RNA of Didymella exigua CBS 183.55, 3399 nucleotides long. Its product is annotated as insulin-degrading enzyme. The transcript has 2 exons. Bases 1 to 3261 code for a protein of 1086 amino acids. The record is from RefSeq and is a predicted model, not a curated record. Gene Ontology annotation, molecular function: metalloendopeptidase activity; metal ion binding. NCBI's taxonomy places the organism in Eukaryota, Fungi, Ascomycota, Dothideomycetes, Pleosporales, Didymellaceae. Gene Ontology annotation, biological process: peptide catabolic process. Gene Ontology annotation, cellular component: mitochondrion; cytosol.